Messenger RNA from Aureococcus anophagefferens, 924 nucleotides. RefSeq lists its product as hypothetical. Bases 1 to 924 code for a protein of 307 amino acids. Gene Ontology annotation, cellular component: mitochondrial matrix. The transcript has a single exon. The record is from RefSeq and is a predicted model, not a curated record. Gene Ontology annotation, molecular function: protein binding. Lineage: Eukaryota; Pelagophyceae; Pelagomonadales; Pelagomonadaceae.
AUGCACCGCGCCGUGCUGUCCGUGCGCGGCGGCGACGCGGCGAAGCUCAUCCACAGCCUGACGACGAACAACGUCACGGCGUGGAUGGAGUCGGCGACCCCCGGCCUCGCCGCGGCCUUCCUCAACACCAAGGGCCGCGUGCUCGCCGACGCCGUGCUCUGGCGCGACGGCGCCGAGGACAUCCUCGUCGACUGCCCGGCGUCGGCGGCGAAGGCGCUCCUGCGGCACCUCAAGAUGUACAAGCUGCGGUCCGACGUGAAGCUCAAGGCGCGCGACGACCUCGCGGUCGCGACGUUCGCGUCGCCCGACGCGGCGGCGGCGGCCGUCGCCGCGGGCGACGUCGUCGCCGGCGGCGCGGACCCGCGGACGGCGCUCCUCGGCGGGCGCUGCGUCGCGGCCGCGGGCGCGGCGCCGGGCGAGCCCGCGGGCGCUUACGCGGCGCGGCGCCUCGCGCUGGGCGUCGCCGAGGGCGCCGAAGUCGUCGGCAGGAUCCCCCUGAACUGCAACCUCGACGCGCUCCGGUACGUCGCCUUCGACAAGGGCUGCUACCUCGGCCAGGAGCUCACGGCGCGCGCCAAGUUCCGCGGCGAGGUCCGGCGGCGGCUCAUGCCGGUCGCGCUCCAGGACGCCGCGUCCGCCGUGCUCCACAACGCCGCGCGCGCGCUGCCGCCCGCGGAGCCCGUGCCCGACGCGCCCAUCGUGGGCGCGCUCCCCGCGGCGGGCGCGAAGCUCCUCGCGGCGGGCAAGGCCGUCGGCGAGGUCGUCGCCGUCGACGGCGCGUCGACGGUGGCCGUCGCCAUGCUCAAGCUCGAUUUUGCCCUCUCGGGGGACAUCCUCGACGUCGACGUCGAGGGCACGGAGCUCAAGGCGAGCCCCUUCGUGCCCGCGUGGUGGCCCGACGAGCUCCUCCCCGAAGGGGACUAA